AUGAGCUACCAUCGUGCCAUCACCAUCUUCUCGUCGGACAGCCACCUCUUCCAAGUGGAGUACACACAGGAGGCCGUCAAGAAGGGCUCCACUGCAGUUGGUGUUCAAGGAAGGGACAUUGUUGUUCUUGGGGUGGAAAAGAAAUCAGUGGCCAAAGUACAAGAUGAAAGAACAGUGUGCAAGAUCUCUGCUUUGGAUGACAAUAUCUGCAUGGCCUUUGCAGGCCUCACUGCAGAUGCAAGGAUAGUUAUCAAUAGGACCCAGGUAGAGUGCCAGAGCCACCUGCUAACUGUGGAGGACCCUGUCACCGUGGAGUAUAUCACCUGCUACAUCGCCAGUCUGAAGCAUCGUUAUACACAGAGCAAUGGGUGCAGGCCGUUUGGCAUCUCUGCCCUCAUUGUGGGUUUUGACUUUGAUGGCACUCCCAGACUCUAUCAGACCGACCCCUUGGGCACAUACCAUGCCUGGAAGGCCAACGCCAUAGGCCGGGUUGCCAAGUCAGUGCGUGAGUUCCUAGAGAAGAACUAUACUGAAGAAGCCAUUGAGACAGAUGACCUGACCAUCAAGCUGGUGAUCAAGGCCCUCCUGGAAGUGGUCCAGUCAGGUGGCAAAAACAUUGAACUUGCUGUCAUGAGGCGAGAUCAGCCCCUCAAGAUUCUAAAUCCUGAAGAAAGUGAGAAAUAUGGUGCUGAAAUUGAAAAAGAAAAAGAAGAAAAUGAAAAGAAGAAACAAUAUAAAGCAUCAUGAUGAAGAAAUCUCCCUU
Messenger RNA from Sciurus carolinensis (gray squirrel), 763 nucleotides. RefSeq names its product proteasome subunit alpha type-7-like. The coding region runs from base 1 to 747 and encodes 248 amino acids. Gene Ontology annotation, cellular component: nucleus; proteasome core complex, alpha-subunit complex; proteasome core complex. NCBI's taxonomy places the organism in Eukaryota, Metazoa, Chordata, Mammalia, Rodentia, Sciuridae. The transcript has a single exon. The record is from RefSeq and is a predicted model, not a curated record. Gene Ontology annotation, biological process: ubiquitin-dependent protein catabolic process.